Molecule: messenger RNA, 2187 nt
Organism: Puccinia triticina
Lineage: Eukaryota; Fungi; Basidiomycota; Pucciniomycetes; Pucciniales; Pucciniaceae
Exons: 5
Coding region: 1-2187 (728 amino acids)
Molecular function (GO): hydrolase activity, acting on ester bonds
Source: RefSeq, a predicted model, not a curated record
AUGGCCGACCCUGAUGACCGGGUGGUUCAUCGGCUCGGGACCGCCGACUAUGAACAGCCUCCCCACCAAACAACCCACCACGUUCGUUCAGACUCAAACUCAGACUUGCCUCAUCCCAACCCAGCCGAGGAGACCAGCUCGCUACUAAAUCCGACGGUAGAUUCUUACCAACAUCGGCCAGCCAAUAAUACCACCACCACCAGCUUCCUCCGAUAUCCUCCAGCCUGCUCAGACUACAUCAACCCUGAACAUCCUCAUCCGCCUGCCUGCUCUAGCCCCCCUCAGUCCAUCGACAGAAACUACCAGCUCGACAGCGAUCAUCAGCCUCCCAAUCAGCAUCAUCAGCUACCCCCAUCCAGUCUUCAGUCUAAUCCCUAUCAGGAUGUCAUUCUCGAUCGUCCAGAGCACCAGACUUUGCUCUACCCCUUUCCUAGUACUGCUAACCCCUCCGCUUCGCCCCCUCGCCAUCCACUCUCCUUUGUCUCAACCACUCCCUCAUCCCGGCCUUCUUACCACAGCCGUACCAACAAUUCAUUGGACAACCUCUUAACCCACUCCUCAACCCCAUCCUAUUCCUAUUCCUACAACAACAACAACCCUGGCGCCCCCCCUCACACUCGACCUCACCGGCUCCUCCCUCUCCUCCCGACCCACUCCUCCCCCACUCAAUCUCCCCUCUCUAGUCCGACUAUCAUCGAGACCCCUAACAUGCCCCCUCACUUCCAUCACGACAAUCCCUCUCGGCACCCUGACAACCUCUCGCCCUUUAAUAUCCUCUCCCAGUACUCGCCUCCCCUGCCUCCCCCACAGCAACCGCCUCAUGCUCCCUAUCUGUUCCCUCAACCCAACUCACUUCUCAACUCGGUCGACGAGUUUAAAGGCACCUCCACCCAGGAGUUCAAGUACCCCGAACAGACCGCGAAGAAUGCUGGAUACCCUAAAGAAUUCAAAUCUCCCACCGAUCCAGCACAUCAGAAGGCUCGGGCGGGAAAGUCCUCAGAUCUACGUCGCGCGUAUCACCGAAAGUUUUUGAUGAUCGGCUACCGUCGAUUGGCGAUCAUCACCAUCGUUGGCCUGUUGCUGAUUCUUGCGGCUGUGGCAGUCAUCAUCUACACCCACAUCAACCGAGCCCAUAAUUCAGACGUCACGGGUGAUUCUGAUGGCGAUGUGGUCGGACAAUCUGGCCUCGGAUCUGCUCGAAACGCAUCCUCGUCUACAGGCAUCGACCCUUUCAACGCCACCCAUUCUGCCUUCGGACCGGACAAUGGUCUGAGAGGAGGUAUCAACGGCUAUGACAGUCUGGUGGUAUUUGGUGCCAGCUAUUGUGACAAUGCCCAUGCCCGCCCGGCGAAUCUGCGCCACAGUCUGAAACCUUCACCAUAUUAUAAAGGUCGCUGGACAAAUGGAUUCGUUUGGAAUGAGUACCUCUCGGCGAUCAUCGGACCAGGUGGGAGACCGACAACACUGGUUAACUACGCGUUUGGCGGUGCAACGGUUGACAAUGGCUUGAAUGAAGCACCCGUGCCUGAUCUGGAGCAGCAGGUCAACGCCUUUCUAUCUGAUCUGAGUGCCCAAUCUGCUGGUGCCGGUCCUUCGAAUGGGAAGAGUUUGAUUGCGAUAUGGGUUGGGAUCAAUAGCAUCACCAAGAUUUGGAAUUCAGUGCUAAAAUCAGAGGUCCAGGCGCACUCUCAAAUGGAUGUACAGGAUAUCACGACGAGAGCUCAGCUCACCAUCAACUCAACUGUCGAUCACAUCUUCGAAGUCGUCACCAAUCUAAUCCAUACGACCGCGUUCAAGGCUGCCGUCCCGGAUCUCUUGCUAUUACCAAUCCCGCCGGCCCAGUUAUUGCUUGUCAAUCUACGAGCAGCGAAGGGCAAUCUGGGCGCGCUUCGAACUUUAGCCGCGCUAAACGACCUCUUCAAUGCCCGGUUUGCGGAUAAGCUGGUCAGCUUCCAAGACAGUCUGGCCGCUGAACAGAGAGUCUUCACCUUGGAUAUCCCGACGAUCUGGCACAAAUUUAUCGAGGAUCCCGCAUCAGCCAAGUUGACUGUCGUCGACCAACCCUGCUUGACCAAGUCUGGCGUUUGUAGCUCGCCCGACUCGUACCUCUUUUGGGACACCCUUCAUCCCACAACGCACAUCCACGAACAACUAGCCUUGAUGAUGGCCCGAGAAAUCAAACGUUGA